AAAGAUAAUGUGAAAGAUUUUGCGCAUACAACACUUCUUUUUGUCUGUAGGCAUUGCGCUGAAUCUAAGUGAUAGCAGAUGUUCAUAAUGAGUGUGUAAAUCAAAUUUCGUGCGUUUGUGAGUCACUGAAAACAGCGAUAAUCGGACUAGACAGGAACAAAGUCCCCAAUAAUAUAUAAAAAUCUGAAUCGGUAUUCUUGUACUUUUUUCUUAAAAUUAAUAUAACAAAUAUGUCAGGCUUUGACGCUAAUCCUUUCGCGGAUCCUUUUGCUAGCAGCCCCUUUUCAGAUCCUGCUGUUACUAGAGUGACGAAUCAAACAAAUGUCAACCAAACAGGUUUGGAUGACUAUAAUCCUUUCGCAGAUCAACAGCAGUCCCAACAAAAUAUUUUAUUACAGAAAACUACCAGUGGAACAUUACCUCAAUAUAGUACACCUCAAAUGAAGCCUGAAUCUACACAACCAGCUGUAAUGCAGCCUAUAGCUGAACCACCUCCUGCAUACAGUCCAACUGCUGCUCAGCCAUUGAUUUCUGCUGAACUACAAAGAAAAGAAGAGGAAUUGAGAAGGAAAGAAGCUGAACUUCAAGCAAAAGAAGAAGCUUUGAGAGCUGGAACUUUUGACGGUACAGUUUUUCCAUUAUAAAAAAUUUUCCUUUGC
Messenger RNA from Stegodyphus dumicola, 659 nucleotides. RefSeq names its product secretory carrier membrane protein (gene Scamp). NCBI's taxonomy places the organism in Eukaryota, Metazoa, Arthropoda, Arachnida, Araneae, Eresidae. The record is from RefSeq and is a predicted model, not a curated record. Gene Ontology annotation, cellular component: trans-Golgi network membrane; recycling endosome membrane. Gene Ontology annotation, biological process: protein transport.